ACAUGAAUUUGCAAUAUGUCAAGUCAAGCGUACGACGAAAACAACGCGCAGUUGUGGUGAGAAAAUUCUGUAUUAAGUUGUGAAAUCGAUAUAAUUUGAGGUUUUUGCCGAGUUAAAUACAGUCCUUUGGUUGGUGUGCACUAGCCGGUCGUUAAAUUUUGAUGCAUCGACAGUCAUGGGCAUUCGCAAAUGCAUCAUCAAAGAUUGUCUCUCCAGCUCGGCCCGGAAGGAGGAUCGGGGUGUGACGUAUCAUAAAAUUCCGGCCAACGAGCUCGUUAAGAAAAAAUGGAUAGUUGCAUGUCAGCUUCCUGAAGGUUUCGUAAUUAACAAAGGAUCGAAUGUGUGUAGCCGACAUUUUCGGAAAGCUGAUUUUCAAGAUUUCAAAGGAACUAAAUAUGUUCUAAAGUUUGGUGCCGUUCCGACUAUAUUCUCAUGGACGAUUGCUUCCGUGCCAAACAAAAAGAAAAAAGAGGAAACGGAGAAUAUAAAAAGCGAGGAAACGGUAGUUGUUAAACAGGAAAAUGUGGUAGAAGCCACAAGUGAAUCCAAGGACGAAGUAAAACAUGAUUCUUUGGGCAAAGAGGUGACUAAACAAGAACCGGACGAAAAGGAAGAGAAAUUGGUUAACAUCAAGAAGGAAGUCAUUGACGAGAAAGAAGAAAUUAAACAUGAAGUAGCAGAUGACGAUAUUGUUCUGAAAGACGGAUCAUCCGUCGACCCAAUUGUGAAGCCAAAGAAAAAAGUUGCCUCUAAAAGAAAAUCAUCUCCUAAAAGAUCGACAAAUGUGCGCAAUCCUGCGGCGAAAAAAACUCGUAAAAGCGAACCACCAACGGUUGCAUCUACGUCAAAGGACAGAAGAUCAUCUCACUCUCCUCGCAAAUCUGUUCCGACUGCUCUAAAUUCCAGCCAGUCACCGAUCAGCUUCUCACCGGGAACGAAGAUUGAAGCGCAGGAUUUUGCCGGCAAAUGGCACCCGGCAAAGCUAGGAGAAGUAGAUACUGAAGAACGGGAGGUGCUGGUGCAGUUCGAGAAGAAUGGAAAAAGUAAAUCCACGCUCAAUGACGAAUGGAUUCCAAUGGACAGCGUGCGUCUGAGGCCCCUGCAGGGUCCGAAAACUCCCAAUGGAAAGAUAAAAUUCGUUGCCGGAGAAAAGUGCUUUGCACGCUGGAGUGAUUCCAGGAAGUUUCGGGCAACGGUUCAAACAGUCUUGGACAAUGACAUGUACGAGGUUCUGUUUGAUGAUGGCUUUGUGAAAGUCUGUAAAGCAGCACACAUCAGCAAAUUGAAACGGUCGGAUGGAGACUAUGAGACGGAACUUUUGGGUACACCCAUCAAACAGGAAGAGGAUGGUUCCACUGCCGAUGUCAAGUCCCCAGCUACGCCGAUAAUUCCAAUAUCUGCUUUGUACAUCCCACAAGUGGCCAAAGCCAGUGAUUAUCCGGAGGUUCCUAAAGGCGGGGAAUGGUGCUGCCAUUGGAUGAAUGAUUUUCCUAUCGGAGAGGAAGCCAUAAUAGAAGUAUCCGGCGUAAGAAUUCAUAGCGUUAUUGUUCCGGAUUGGCGGCUUCCUGAAGGUUGGAUCAAACACAUUUACCAGCGAAUUACGGCCUACGGUAAAAUGGAUGUUCUUCUGGUCAACCCGGAAGGUAAAGUGUUCCGCUCCCGUCAAGAAAUGAAGGCAUAUUUUGCCGAAAAGGGACUCGAGUACGAUUUGAAUGUGUACGAUUUCGGACUACACAAAAAACGAGCGAAAGAACUUGGUUUUUGUCAUUACACGAAGGAAUAUAAAGAAUCGCUUAUUGCACCCACAAUUAAAACCGAACCGGUUCUACUGAACACCGAAAUUAACAUUGGCUCCGUUAAGGUCAAGAUUAUUGACAAUCUACUGCAAUGUCCGGAACCGGACUGCCUGAAAACCUUUCGCAAAGAGAACCACUUGCAAAUUCACAUAAAACAUUAUCACAAAGAACUAGCCAAAGGGUUGGGUGAAAUUCCGAACAUGCAGGAUCUGGCCGCUCUGCGGACACCGGUGGAAAUCAUCGAAACACCACCGAAAAUGGUCCGCAGAAAGUCGUUCUCGAUGUCGAACUCCAAGACUUCCCUAAAAGACGACAUUAAAAAAGAGGACAUCGUCGUUAAGAAAGAGAUUGGUUUCGACGAGCUGGAUGUAAAAUUAGAUAACACGGAUUCCACGGAUGGAGACGCGAAAAAACUUAAAGUCGAAAAGGGAGAUAUCACACCAGAACGACCAACAAUGGCAUCAAGUUUCGAUGUUAAGAGCCCGAAACCGGAGACCUCCGGUUCCCUAAUGGCCACAGAUGGUGGUAGCUUGUCGUUUGAUCCGGACGAAACAACGGAGAGUCAUGCCGUCAGCAAACCGAGUAAGCGCGUGACCAAAAUAAAACUGUUCUCCCGGAAGAAGAAAAAGACUACCAAAAAGACCAAGUCGGGUCACAUUUCUAAACGGGCAGCGGCAGCGGCUGCAGCAGCCGCUACUAGGAAAAAGAAGCGAAAGCUUAAAUUGGCUCGAAAAUCGAUGGACUACAUGGAUGCAGAUGAGACGAGACAUUCGUUUCCGAUUGCUGCUGCUUCCGGUGUGAGCGAUAGUUUCUAUCGGCAAGGAUAUGGCUACGAGAAAGAUAAUGAGACCAGUCAAACGACGAACGCUAGCACCUGUGGACAGUACGGGGAUGAUUCGAUUAAUGCUGCAUUCAACAGUCCCAGAUUUAUCAGUGAGAAUGGCGAGGUAAUCAAGAUUGUAUCGAUGAAAAAAGAAGAAAUUAUCAACUGUCUUUGCGGGUACGGAGAAGAGGAUGGAUUGAUGGUACAAUGCGAGCUGUGUUUGUGCUGGCAACACGGUAUUUGCAAUGGGUUCGAACGGGAUAAUCAAGUUCCAGAUAAGUACAUCUGUUACAUAUGCCGCAACCCGCAUGGCGUAAGAGAAUCUCGACGAUACAUGCACGACCAGGAUUGGUUGUAUGAGGGAAAACUACCGGUGGCCAAUUACCACGCACCAAAUCCGAAACACGCUACAAGAUUUGAUAUACUCAAACAAAGUCACACUCUGGGAGGAAACUUACUGGAACUAAAACGAUUUAUGCACAGCCUGAAAGUGAAGAUCAACAUUGCGGAGAAAAAAGAUCAUCCGAAAAUGUACCUAUGGUCAAAGAAGUGGGAAAAAAGCCCUCCUCGAGGCGGGAACGGAGACUUAUCCGGUAUUGUACCAUUAAAUUCUUCGAUAACCACAACCGGAGGUGCCGCAGCUUCUUCGCACGCUACCAGGCCGAAGCCGAAUCCUAUUUCUCAAAUACCCGUUCCGGAGGCACCGAUUGACCCAGCCGAAUGUCAAGCUAUUUUGUUGGAGCACAUUCAAAAGCAACAAAAUGCCGCCAUGGCCCGAUUACAAGCGAUAGAAGCUCAAAUUAUUGCUCUCGAGGCGUAUGACGAUAAAUCAGAACUGCUGGAAUCUCCGACGGCUAAAAACUAUCCCAAAACAAAACAGACGAUUCAUAUGUUGCUGAACGAUUUGAUCAAGAUGAAAAAAAUUGCCGCGAUCCAUCGGAGCGCGCAGCAGCCUUUGUAUUGAAUAAUGUUUCGGGAGUUUUGCAGAAGAAAACAAUUUGUAUCUUGCAUAAAUGACUCUAUUUUACAUACUAUUAAACGUAGGCUCACCUA
Malaya genurostris is the source of this 3672-nucleotide messenger RNA. RefSeq lists its product as uncharacterized. Gene Ontology annotation, biological process: regulation of transcription by RNA polymerase II. The record is from RefSeq and is a predicted model, not a curated record. The transcript has 5 exons. The coding region runs from base 176 to 3583 and encodes 1135 amino acids. Gene Ontology annotation, molecular function: DNA binding. Lineage: Eukaryota; Metazoa; Arthropoda; Insecta; Diptera; Culicidae. Gene Ontology annotation, cellular component: NSL complex.